This is a messenger RNA of Camponotus floridanus (Florida carpenter ant), 5487 nucleotides long. RefSeq lists its product as uncharacterized. The record is from RefSeq and is a predicted model, not a curated record. Lineage: Eukaryota; Metazoa; Arthropoda; Insecta; Hymenoptera; Formicidae. Bases 1251 to 5114 code for a protein of 1287 amino acids. Gene Ontology annotation, molecular function: phosphatidylinositol-3,4,5-trisphosphate binding; GTPase activator activity. The transcript has 14 exons. Gene Ontology annotation, biological process: signal transduction; positive regulation of GTPase activity.
GGAGCGAUGGAUACGCGUCGGCUGUGCCGUGUGGGCGACGGGACGGGAGCUCUCUCUUAGCUCCGCUUAGCCGAGUCGCGUCAGUACGAAGGCACGACUCGCGCCGUCGAGUCGAACAAUGACGUGCCGCUCCCGCCCCCGUCCCCGGCCGCUUUUUAUAUCUUAUCGCCGCGCGUCGUCUUUAUCUUCGCGACGCGAAUCUUCCGACGUCGGUGCGUGAGAGGCUUGUGCGCGUAAAAAAAAAAAUCGUACACCGAAGCCAUCAAUUUUGAAGAACACACGAGGUCUCCCGAAAAAUACGAAACGCCACGAGAAGAGAAAGGAGAGAACUGCGCUCGCGCGAGCCGUAGAAUCUAGGGUCGCCUGUUGACGCAUUGUGCGUGGAUGUGCGCGCGUGUCGGUGCGUAAAGUGCGCGCGCGCGCGCGCGUCUUUCUCCGCUCGCGAUCGCGCAUGCCGAGUGUCUCUUUAAUUCAUCAACGCUCUCGGUCGGCUCGUACCGAUCUCCACGCUUUGUUUCAUUCCUGCUACCGUGGGAAACUCGCCUUCUAAUUUCGAUGAUGAAGGGAGCGCUAUUUAAAUAGCGUGCGUUGACCUUAAGCGAGUUAUAAUUGCCGGAUGCUUCUAUUCCCGGAGGAGAUUCGAUGACUGGUUUUUCUUUUAUGAUUCGAUGAAAAUAUUUACGGCCAGUCUCAUAACUUCGCAUAAUUUUUACUCAAUUUUUUUCCCCAAUUUUCACUCGAUGCGCGAGUUCCGCAUAGAUAAACGCGCGAAUUUAACAAGACAUGUGUGUGACAGUGUACGCGAGCGCGCGAAUAAUAAUGAGUCACGUGGCGGUGAAAAGAGGGACGUGAUGAAUCCACAUCGCGAACGAAACGUGGAUGAAUGAUCGAGAGACAGACGUUGACCCGCAUAGCUCCGCGUAGCCUUUCGAUCGAGAAAAAAAAAGGGACGAAAUAAAAUGCUGCUGUAAUUUCGGUUAAUGUGGGUUUAUUGCGAGGGAACGGAAGCGGUUCUUCGAGAGGAGAAAAGGAAGGGCCGCAUAGGAAGGGACAGCCGUACCGUGACGACGACAACGACCCAGUUCUGACAAAUAAUUCAAGAAGUUAGUGAUGAUUCGUUGAUGCGUCGAUUGAACAUGAUUCAUUUUCGUUGGAACAAAGACGUCAUAGGAUCAAUGGGUUGGUAUCGGAAAAAACCGUAAACUCUCUAUGAAGCCGCAUUACGCCUAUUGAAAUAACCGGCCACCGUGAUGGAAGUGAAACCGAUACCGAAACCACGAUCGAUCCUGACCCAGAGCAAGCCGGUACCAGCGCCCCGGAGGAUUCCGGCGCCGACCACUUCGCCGAUGGCGCGUUCCAACAGCCCGACCAGCGAGUCCGGUCAAUCCGAGAAAAGCGACGACCAGAGGUCGACCAGCGGAUCAGUCGGCGAGAGCACUCGCGGCAAUCACGAGUUCUUCCGCAAUCUCAGCACGAGUUCGCGCCAGUUGAAGGACGAGAUUUCGGAGAAAGUGACGGUGAAGGGACGCGCCGUCAUCUCCAGCACGCGAAAUGCCAGCAUCCGGUUGGAGAAAUCGGUGAAGAAUCUGCUGACGCGACGACUAUCGUCUCUGAAUCAGGACGACGUAGUCGGCCAAGGUAGCGUCCAGAAGAAGCUUAAGGACCCGGCCGAGGAAGACAGAUGCGUAUCGAUGCCGGCCGAUGAUAUCUUCAGCAGCAUCUCGUUCUACAGUCCGUUGAGCGGCAAUCUGAGGAGUGUGAAAAACGAGGAGGAUUUAUCCACCAGGCACAGCCCGCCGCCGCCGAUUUAUCCGCCGCCUCCGCUUCCGGACGAGUCUAUCUACGACGAGCUGCAGUCCGUCACGUCGGGAAGUAGCGGUCGAUAUGACACUCUCAGCUCGACAGUGUCGGAUAAAGUCGAGCGGGAUUUCCCCGAGUCGUUCAAUCUCCUCAGCUUCGCGCGAAAUCAGGAUAGCGAUUCCGACCAAAGCCUAAAUUUAUCCGACGUCAACGCAAGUCAGUCGCUUGACCGACCUGAAAACUCUGCCAAGAAACUAUCGAGAUCGGAUUCUUGGACUUUCUACGACACCACACCCGGCACUAAAGAGAAUGCCGACGAGGUGGACAGAAUAUCCUGGGUAGAGGAGGAAAAUUUGGUAAAGUCUAUCGAGAAGGAGAUCGACCGUUUGACGUUGGAUCGAACCUCUUACGCGUCCAACGAGAGCCACGCUUCCAUUCAGAAUUCUCUCUAUGAGAAUUUGUCACCGAAGGUCGAUUGCCAGCAACAAUCGACAAUAAUCUCCACGGAUUCCAGACAGCAGAACAGCAAAUCCUUGCUCUUCGAGUUCGAUCCAUUCGCGAGAACAUCCGAGGAUGAGAACGUUUACAGCAACUACGAGAACAAUGAUUUGAUGCUGUUGGAGGCUCUGUUGGCCACCAACGAUUCGUCCGGCAGCGCCGAUAGCACACUCGAAUUCCGCGAGAGCGCCGAGGAAGAGCAGGAGGACGAGGACUUGGCGCACCCAGGUAUUAGUUCGACCCCUCCAGAGCCACCCAAGAGAUUCGAUUCUCUUCCGAAGAACGAGUACGAUGUGCCAGAAGGCACGGAACAGCCCGACAAGAUCCAAGCGUCGAGUAAGAAUCCACCUCUCUUGCCGAAACUGGCGCAUUUAGUCACCAAAAAGCAACCUGCGGUUCCUCCCAGAAAACCUUCCGUAAGGAUUCCUUCUGCGGAUAAUCCUUCGAUUCCUCAAUCGACGACGACAGCAACGACGACGACAACAACGACGACGACGACAACGACGACGACGACAACGAUGACGACGACGAUGACGACGAAGACACCUGCCAGUAACGUCGAGGAUAAUAUUCCUAGUCCUUUGUCGAGUACGCCGAGGAUCGCCGAAGAAAAUCGUAAAGUGAGUGUGAUACAAAAAUUGAAAAAGCUGCGACGACAUGAGUCUACCGUGCAUGCCAUCAAACCAAACGUGAUCAGUUUUGUGAAGAGCGGCAGUAAAUUGUUGUCCAGAACUCGCGAGCACAUCGGCGAGUCCGGCUCGAGGUCGUUGCGAAUGGAGAGGCCAAAGGUCAAUGUUCCGCACAAUCCAGUCACACACAGAGGAAUGGUAUACAGGUCGGGAAUGGGCAUCGAGAGGGCCAAGGACCUCGUGCCGAGAGCAGCUGUGUUACUCGAUCGGAAAUUAUCAUUCUAUACUGACAAGAGCAUGUCUACGCUGAAAGAGAUUAUGGAACUGGACACAGUGCAUAGUAUUCAUCUGCUUCAGGAUGUCAAAACCGUGGACGGAGAGACGGUGCAUUGCGUAGCGAUUAGCGGCGCGGGCAGAUCAAGCGUGCACGUUUUCUACGCCAAAGGCAUCGCUGAGAGGCGGAUCUGGGCGCAGAGGAUCCUCGAGGCCACCACACCGGUCUUCCCCACGAAGUACACCGCCGAAUUCACUAGAACAGGUUGGGCUUACUUAAAGGAAGGCGUAACAGGAACGUGGUUCUCGGCUUGGGUUCUUCUGCAACAAAGAACCUUGGUUUACACGAAAUCCUUGGAAUCUGCUUUCGCUGUGAACUUUGAACAUGUGGACUUACGGAAAGCGCGUUGCAUCGUGCUGCGGGAACAGGAAGGACCGAUUGCCGGAUGCGGAGCUAUUCCGGUUGUAGUUGUGGAUGCCGGGGGUAGCGGCGCCCUGCACAUCGCUACACCAGGAACCCACGAGGCGACCGCUUGGCGACACGCGCUCUAUCAGGCUGCCACCAACUGCGGUCCAGCCUUGGAACAGCAGCAGAUCACGCAAGACAAUGUGCCUGUCAUCUUGGAUAAAUGCGUCAACUUUAUCUAUGCGCAUGGCAUGAUGUCGGAAGGCAUUUAUCGUCGCAGCGGAUCGAGCAGUGCCGUAGUGAAGCUGCUGGAGGCCUUCAGACGAGACGCAUGGGCCACGCAAAUUACGCGGAAUUCGUAUACGGAACACGAUGUUGCCACGGUUCUCAGAAGAUUCCUACGGGACUUACCGGACCCAUUGUUCCCCGCCAAAAUACACGAUCGACUCUGCCUCACUACAGACUUGACUAGCGAGGAAAAUAGGGUGACGACUUACCGAAAAUUACUAUCCACGCUCGAUCCCGUGACGUCGGCGACUCUUCGUCGGAUCCUAGCGCAUCUUCAUGGUCUUAGUCAGCAGAGCGCCAGGAAUCUGAUGACCGCUGAUAAUCUGUCGGCUGUUUGGGGCCCGACCUUGAUGCACGCCGGUGAAAACAGCGCCGAAGAAUGGAACCGCGCGGAGACCAAGGUCGUCGGGGACCUCAUCAGGUUGUAUCCGAAACUCUAUCAACUGUCGUCGGCUGAUCUGGCCAAAGAGGCAAAAAUGCUGGAGGUCUUGGAGAAACAUCACGUGUCCAACAGCGGACCUCGAGGCGCGCCUUCGGGAGAUCUCAAGAUCUGGAUAUAUAUCCUAUCAUCAGACGGGGAAUGCGUAAAUGUCACUAUCGGACCCCAAAAGACUGCGUUUGACGUGUGUCGCGAACUUGCUGAGAAAACCAAUUCGCCAGCUCAUGAGUUGUGCCUAGAAGAAUAUACGCUGUCCGGUGCGUUGGAACGGCCCUUGCAUCACAACGAACGUGUCCUGGAGGCGGUGGCGAGAUGGGGGUACUGGGACUCGGAUGAUCGGAAGGAUAAUGCUCUAGUCCUCAAAAAGGACCGAUUAUAUAAGGAUAUCAUACCUCUGGUGAAGCCGCCUAUGACGAUCUCCGGAGAACUGAAGUUUGCGGAUACUAAAACGAAGAACCUGAAGAAUUACCUCUUCGAAUUUAGUCAGGCGAAGCUCUGCUGUUAUAAAGACAAGGUGUGUUCCGUGAAACUUUACGAGUGGAAAAUAGAGGAUAUCAUUUGGUACUUGGGACACGAACCUAAACGCAAUCCACAAAUGGGCUGGUCUGUCACAUUCAUCACGAAAAACAAAAAGCCUACGAGAUGUAAGGAUAGUCCAUAUUUCGGAAACAUCUUGGCAGGAACAUCGCAGGACGAGCAGUACAGAUGGUUAGCAGCCAUGCUCUUUGGGGAGUAUCAGUUGAAUCUUCGAGCUUCCGCGGUGAACCUAAUGGAUCCAUAAUCGAUUAAUCCUGCCACUAGUCACUUAGGUGGCCUCCAAAGUGAUACGUGAUAUUUUCUAAUAAUGAAUCGCAGAUAGAGACUUUAAAUAUAGAUAUAUGUACAAUAUAUUCCAGUAAAAAAACUAACUUAAUAUACGGUGUCCUAAAAGUGUGAUCUCUAAAAAGCGUAUAUAUACAUAUCGAAUUGUUCUUUUACGGAUCGGUUAACGUGAUCAGUGUGGAGAAUUUCGCCGUCUUCAUGAAUUAAUGAUGUUGUGAAAGACUGUCGUUGUUGUAACUUUAUGAAAAAAUUUGUUAAUUAUCGCGUAAUGUAUAACGAAUUAUGUAAUAAUAUACAUUUUUAAACAAUCAAAUUAACAAGAUAUAUAAAAA